Etheostoma cragini (Arkansas darter) is the source of this 10819-nucleotide messenger RNA. RefSeq names its product E1A binding protein p300 a (gene ep300a). NCBI's taxonomy places the organism in Eukaryota, Metazoa, Chordata, Actinopteri, Perciformes, Percidae. Gene Ontology annotation, biological process: positive regulation of transcription by RNA polymerase II. Gene Ontology annotation, cellular component: transcription regulator complex; nucleus; histone acetyltransferase complex. The transcript has 31 exons. Gene Ontology annotation, molecular function: histone acetyltransferase activity; transcription coactivator activity; zinc ion binding. The record is from RefSeq and is a predicted model, not a curated record. The coding region runs from base 432 to 9128 and encodes 2898 amino acids.
CGAGCCUUUUCUGCCCGACAUUAUCUCCAUCCAGACUCCGCUGGAAAGGAGGUUGAAAUGAGGGAUGCAACCAUGGGAGAGUGACCCGGGGAUAGUUUAUUUACAUCCGAAGAGGCUGUGUAAGUUUAGAGGGAAGCCGCUGCGUGUGUCUCCCUCUUUACUUUCACCGACCCCCUCCUCCUCCGCUGGCAGAAAAUUAUAAAGAACAAAAAAUCCGACGAGGGAGGGAGGGGUGUUGAUAUACGCCGAGGCUGAAAUCGAGAGGCGAACCCAGGGAAAGAGGAGUAAUUUGUACACUGGACUUUCCCCCUCUUAGUCCCCCCAAAGGAGGGGGAAAAGUCGCAAUAUUGGAGACGAAAGGGAAUGAGAUUAUAAGGACGUGAAAACGUCUGCAAUUGUGGAUACUUUAUAUAUUUUUAUUUCGAAAAAAUAUGGCCGAGAACGUUCUGGACUCUGGCCCGCCUUCAGCCAAAAGGCCUAAACUCUCCUCUCCGGCACUUUCCGCCUCCGCCAGCGAUGGAAAUGAUUUUGGCUCACUGUUUGACCUGGAGCAUGAUCUCCCAGACGAGCUCAUCAGCUCUAAUGAACCAGGCCUGGUCAAUGGUGGGGACCUCAGCCAAUUGCACACCACUCUUGGAGGAGGACCUGCAGGGCUGGGUCCUGGAGGAGGCAGUGGAGUUGCAGGAGGAAUGGGACUUGGACUUGGCGGAGCCCAGGAUGCGGUUGCCAAGCACAAACAGCUGUCCGAGCUUUUGCGCUCAGGGGCACCCACCUCGGGACACCAAGGAGCCAUGGGCAGCCAAGGAGGCCCCACCACCAUGGGGCAACACUUGGCCAACAUGAAGGCAUCCCCUGGCCAAGGACCUCCACAGAUGAUGGGCCAGGGGCAGCAGCACCUCUCCCCUCAGCAGCAGGCCAACAUGAUGCAGCAGCAACAGAAUGCUGCAGCUGGAAUGAUGGGUGGCAUGAACAGGGCGAUGAUGGGAGCACAGCAGAAAGGCAACAAUGGACAACAGCAGCCAGGCAUGAUCGGGACCCAAGUGAUGAAUGGCUCUCCCAGGAUGGGCUUUGGGAACCAGGGGAUGGGUGGCAACGGCAACCUGUUGGCCGAGACCCUACAGCAGCAGGGAGCUGGGGGUCAGACCGGGAUGAGAGGCCAGCAACCUGGAGCAAUGAACAAGAUGGGGAUGAUGGGGAACCCAGGGGGCCCUUUUGGAGGUCCAUAUGCAGGGCAGGGGAAUCAAGGUCUGGGAGGCGCAGGGCUGGGCCCUCAGCUCCAGAACAAAGGUCCCAUGGCCCAGUUCAAUGUGGACAAGAAGAACCAGCCCAUGCAGGGAAUGGCCGCCAUGGGCUCCCAGCAGUCACAAACGGGCGUUGGUGGUCCUUCUGGUGCCCCUGUGGGAGGAGCCCCAGGGAUGGUGUCCAACGCUCAGGCAGGUCUGGUGGGUACCCAGGUUUCUGCAGCGUCUGCUGCUGCCGGAGCACCACCCACAGCUGACCCUGAGAAGCGCAAGCUGAUCCAGCAGCAACUGGUACUCCUGCUCCAUGCACACAAGUGCCAGCGGCGGGAGCAGGCCAACGGUGAAGUCCGGCAGUGCAACCUUCCCCACUGCCGAACUAUGAAGAAUGUCCUCAACCACAUGACUCACUGCCAGGCUGGCAAGUCCUGUCAGGUUGCUCACUGUGCAUCGUCAAGGCAGAUCAUCUCUCAUUGGAAGAACUGCACGCGGCAUGACUGUCCUGUCUGCCUGCCACUGAAGAAUGCCGGGGACAAGAGGAACCCGCAGUGUGAGUCUCUACUCGGUGCAGCCGCUGCAGGUCUGGGCAGCUCUCUCGGGGCAGUACCCGGUGGCCAACAGAGUGCUCCCAACCUCAACCCGCCGAGCCAGAUUGACCCCAGCUCCAUAGAGAGAGCCUACGCAGCCCUGGGCCUCACCUACCAGGGCAACCAGAUCCAGGUUCAGACAGCCCAGUCCAAUAUGUCCAACCAAGGCUUGCAAGGCCAGGCUGGCAUGAGGCCUCUGAACCCAAUGGGUGCUAAUGCUAUGGGAGUGAAUGGAGGUGUGGGAGCUUCCUCUCAGAGCCAACAAGCCAGCCUGCUGCAGGAUACCAUGAUGCACCUCAAUGUGAACAGCCAAGGUUUGAUGAAUGAUGCCAGUGGGGUUGGUUCCAUGCCCACAGCAGGCCCUCCCUCUACCUCAGGCAUGAGGAAAAGCUGGCAUGAGGACAUCACGCAGGACCUACGAAACCACUUGGUACACAAACUUGUUCAGGCCAUCUUUCCAACUCCAGAUCCUGCUGCGCUCAAGGACCGUCGAAUGGAGAACCUGGUAGCCUAUGCCAGAAAAGUUGAGGGAGACAUGUAUGAGUCGGCCAACAGUAGAGCUGAGUACUAUCACCUGCUAGCAGAGAAGAUCUAUAAGAUCCAGAAGGAGCUAGAAGAGAAGAGGCGGACCCGGCUCCAGAAGCAGGGUCUGGGCAUCGGGCCUGCAGGCAUGGGGCAGCCCCCCACUGGACUACCUCCAAACGGCCCACUCCCUGACCCAUCAAUGGUGCGACCGACUGGACCAAAUCAGAUGGUGAACAGGAUGCAAGGCCCAGGUAUGAAUCAGUUCAAUCAGAUGGGAAUGCAGUCUAUGGGCCAGAGGUCCACGCCUCCUCUCUCCAUAGGAGCAUCUGGUAACCAGAUGGGAAUGGUGGGGUCAAGGAUGGGGCAGCCUAAUGUCAAUCAGCUGCAGAACCAGUAUCUGUCCCAGGGACAGUUCUCCGGCUCAGGACCAGGAGUUGGAACAGCUCAGCCUGGGAUGGCCCAAUCCGGAGCACAGGCAGGCAUGGCACAGACGCAGAUGGGCAAUUCUCCUUCUCUUCCGGUUGCUAGUCCUCUAGCACAGCCAGGUUCAGCUAGUGGUCCUAGUGGCAUCUCCACAGUGGGGCCCAUGGGACCUCAGAGUGUGGGUGGCGGAGGUCCCAACUCAGCCCCUGCUCCCUCAAUGACUCCAUCUAACACAAACCAGCAACCAAACUCCAUCCCCCAUUUGGCAGCCAUGCGUGGCUCGCCCUCCCCUGCUCACAGCCGUUCUCCCACUCCUCAUCAAACACCCCCCAGACUCGCUGGGUCGCAGACCCCACAGCCACACACCCCUAACGCACCACAAGUGGGUCCUCCUUCAGCCCCCCAGCAGAACCAGCUUGGCCAGGGCCCCGGCUCCAACAAGUCCCUCCAACAGCAGCACAUGGGCUCAGCUGGUUCGACAACUCCAUCUCAUCCUGGAUUGGCCUCCAGUUCAACGCCGCAUGGUGCUCAGAUGCCGCGCACUCCGUUGUCCCAGAAGGGUUCAUUCCCAGGGGACAGUCAGGCCCUGACUCCAGCCUCUGUCAGCAGCCUGGACACUUCCUCCCAGCAGCCCCAGUCGAACGCUUCAGCCGGCAACCUUGACCCCAAGAUGGAGAUCAAACAGCAGGAUGAGGAGGACGAAAGCGACCCCGGCAGCUGUUCCAAAGGAGGGAAGCUCAGCAACCUCAAAACCGAGGAAAAGCCUGUGAAGUUAGAGGUGAAAAAGGAAGAGUGUUACGGAGAAGGAGGCAAAGGGGUUCCCAUGGAUACAUCGACGGCAACACCGACGGCGAGCAUAAAGACGGAAGACAGGAAACCAGAGAUAAAGAAGGAGGUGAAAGACGAAGAGGAGACGUCGGAGGCAGCUACUCCACAAGCCCCAGUGAAAAAGAAGAUCUUCAAGCCAGAAGAGCUUCGUCAGGCUCUGAUGCCCACACUCGAAUCUCUCUACAGACAAGAUCCAGAGUCUCUGCCCUUCAGAAUGCCUGUAGACCCACAACUGCUGUGCAUACCUGACUACUUUGAUAUUGUGAAGAACCCCAUGGACUUGUCUACUAUCAAACGAAAGCUGGAUACAGGUCAGUACCAGGAACCUUGGCAGUAUGUGGAUGACAUCUGGCUGAUGUUUAACAACGCCUGGCUGUACAAUCGCAAAACAUCCAGAGUCUACAAGUACUGCUCAAAGCUGGCCGAGGUUUUUGAGCAGGAGAUCGAUCCUGUCAUGCAGAGCCUGGGCUACUGUUGUGGGAGGAAGCUGGAGUUCUCCCCUCAGACACUGUGCUGCUACGGAAAGCAGUUGUGUACUAUUCCCAGAGAUGCUGCUUACUUCAGCUACCAGAACAGUUCACCAAAAUUUGGGCUUAUUGCUAACAGGUACCACUUCUGCGAGAAGUGCUUCAACGAAAUCCAGGGAGAGAUGGUUUCCCUGGGCGACGACCCUACCCAGCCACAGACAUCGAUUAACAAGGACCAGUUUGAGAAGAAGAAGAAUGACACACUGGACCCUGAACUGCUUGUUGAAUGUAUGGACUGUGGGCGCAGGAUGCAUCAGAUUUGUGUCUUGCACCAUGAAACAAUCUGGCCAUCGGGUUUUGUGUGUGACGGCUGCUUAAAGAAGGCAAACAAGACCAGGAAAGAGAACAAGUAUUCUGCCAAAAGGCUGCCCCAGACAAAGUUAGGCUGUUACCUCGAGGCAAGGGUGAAUGACUUCCUGAAGCGCCAGCCCCACACGGACGCUGGAGAAGUCUUCAUUCGCGUCGUCCACGUCUCUGACAAAGUGGUGGAGGUGAAACCAGGCAUGAAGUCCAGAUUUGUGGACAGUGGAGAGAUGUCGGAGUCUUUCCCAUACAGAACAAAAGCCCUUUUUGCAUUCGAGGACAUUGACGGAUCGGACGUCUGCUUCUUUGGUAUGCAUGUUCAAGAGUACGGAUCCGACUGCCCUCAGCCCAACCAGAGGCGAGUGUACAUCUCCUACUUGGACAGUGUACACUUCUUCCGGCCUCGUUCUCUAAGAACAGCAGUCUACCAUGAAGUCCUCAUCGGCUACUUGGAAUAUGUCCGGAAGUUGGGCUACACCACUGGGCACAUCUGGGCCUGCCCACCUAGUGAAGGGGACGACUACAUCUUCCACUGUCACCCUGCGGAUCAGAAGAUCCCAAAGCCCAAACGCCUCCAAGAGUGGUACAAGAAGAUGUUAGACAAAGCUGUGGCAGAGCGGAUCGUGCACGAUUACAAGGAUGUCUUCAAGCAGGCGACAGAGGAUCGUUUGACCAGUGCCAAAGAGUUGCCUUACUUUGAGGGUGACUUUUGGCCCAAUGUGCUCGAGGAGAGCAUCAAAGAGCUGGAGCAGGAGGAGGAAGAAAGAAAAAGGGAGGAAAACAGCACUUCCAAUGAGAGUAUUGAUGACACAAAAGGUGACAGUAAAAAUGCGAAGAAGAAGAACAACAAGAAGACAAGUAAGAACAAGAGCAGCCUUAGCCGAGCCAAUAAGAAGAAGCCGGGGAUGCCCAAUGUCUCAAAUGACCUUUCACAGAAACUCUAUGCCACUAUGGAAAAACACAAGGAGGUAUGGAACAAUAUGGUGUUCUUUGUUAUCCGGCUCAUCGCAGCACCCAUGGCAAAUGCCUUGCCCCCUAUUGUAGACCCAGAUCCCCUGAUGGCCUGUGACCUCAUGGACGGCCGUGACGCCUUCCUGACAUUGGCCCGGGACAAACACCUGGAGUUCAGCUCCCUGAGGAGGUCCCUGUGGAGCUCCAUGUGCAUGUUGGUAGAGUUGCAUAACCAAAGCCAGGACCGCUUCGUCUACACGUGUAAUGAGUGCAAGCACCAUGUGGAGACUCGUUUCCACUGUACCGUCUGUGAGGAUUACGACCUCUGCAUCACGUGUUACAACACUAAGGGCCAUGUGCACAAGAUGGAGAAGUUAGGCCUUGGUUUGGAUGACGAGAGCAGCAACCAGGCUGCCGCAACCACUCAGAGCCCUGGAGACUCUCGACGCCUUAGCAUUCAACGCUGCAUCCAGUCCCUCGUCCACGCCUGUCAGUGUCGAAACGCAAACUGCUCUUUGCCGUCCUGCCAGAAGAUGAAACGCGUCGUUCAACACACAAAAAGCUGCAAGAGAAAAACCAACGGUGGUUGCCCCAUCUGCAAGCAGCUUAUCGCGUUGUGUUGCUACCACGCUAAGCACUGUCAGGAGAACAAGUGCCCAGUUCCGUUCUGCCUGAACAUCAAGCACAAGCUCCGGCAGCAGCAGCUUCAGCACAGGCUCCAGCAAGCCCAGAUGCUAAGAAGGAGGAUGGCCAGCAUGCAGAGAGUGGGCCAGUCCGCUCCUGGAGGAGCUCCCGGGGGCAAUGGCCUGCCUUCUCCAGGAGCCAACAAUGGAGGAACUGGUCCUGGUACCCCUACAUCCGUGGGCACACAGCCUUCUACCCCACAGACACCCACUCAGGGUAACAUGCCUGCACUUCCUCAGCAGCAAGGAGUGGGGAUUGGCGGAAUGGGGGGAAUGGGAACCCCAGGCCAGCAACAGCAGGUUCAGCAGCAAGGGGGUGCCAUGCCCCCUCAACACCAUCUCCAUCAGUAUCAGCCAGUGGGCGGAGGAGGUGGAGGGGGAAUGAUGAAUUCUCCACAGCAGCAGAUGGUGCCUCAGCUUCAGCAGCAGCCUCCAAAUGUCCAGCAGCAGCAGCAGCAGCAGCAGCUCUCUGGUGGUUUGCCUCCAUACAACCCCAGGCCACCUGUGGCUUCUCCUCUCCACCAGUCCCUGGGCAAACCUGGACUGGGUCCAGCCACCCCGCCCCAGCAGCAGCAGCAACAACAACCCAACCAGGGACAGGGGUCCCUGCCUGCACAAGGCCAGCAGCAAGGGCCCCCUCUGGCUGCUGUAGAGACAGCCCUAAAAAUCCAGCGCCUUGCAGAGACCCAGAGACAGAUGGCUCAGGCCCAGGCUCAAGCCCAGAUACGUGGCUUGGGACAGGGGGGCAUGAUGCCCUCACAUCCUCACCACCAGAACACCCAGGCCCAGAUGGGGAUGCCCCACAUUGGGGCCCAGGGUAUGCCCCCCCAGGCUCAGGGAGUUGUUGGCAGGACUAUGUUAGACCCACAGCAACAGGGAAUGCAGCAAGGCGGUCCUCAGUUGCAGUUGCCACCCCAAGUUCAGCAGCAGCUCCAGCAAGUUCAGCAGGGAGGGGGUGGACAGCUACAGCCCGCAAACCAGCAGUGGGGUGCUGGUGGACCAGCCAUGAACCCACAACAAAGGCCAGGCAUUAUGAGUCACAUGGCACCACAGCAGCAGCAGCAGCCACCAGUUGGUCAGCAGCAGCAAAUGAAUCCGCAACAAGCGGCGCCAGGAAACCGCGGGCUAAUGCAGGUAAUGGGUGUAUCAGGAGGGCCGGCAGGGGCACCCAACUCAAUAGCUGCUGCAGCUGCUUCAGGAAACCUACCCCAGGCAGCACUACAAGACCUCCUGCGAACACUGCGCUCUCCUAGCUCGCCCCUUCAACAGCAGCAGGUUCUCAACAUCCUUCGUUCCAAUCCAACCCUUAUGGCCGCUUUCAUAAGGCAGAGAGCAGCCAGGUAUCAGGGUGGCCCGGGUGGAGCAGGAGGGCCUCCACAAGGGGGCCCUGGAGGUGUGAGGUUCCAAGGUGCUGCCGGAGUACUGCCGGGCAUAGGUGGGCCUGGGGCUAAUCAGCUGGCUACCAUGGAUGGGCAACAGCAGGUUAAUGUGAACCAGGCAGGCCAGCCAGGGAUGAACAUGGCUCAGGCUGGAGCAGGUGGAGGAAAUAUGCCCACCAUGGCUCAGCUUCAGCAGUUACAACAACAACAACAGCAGCAGCAACAACAACAACAACAAUCACAACAACAACGUCCAAUGUUGCCUGGGAAUCUUCAACAACAGCAAAUGGCUGCAUUACAACAGCAGGGAGCAAUGCAAGCAGGUCAACAGGGCAACAUUACCAAUAUUACUCCGCAGUUCAGAGAGCUCUUGAUGAGAAGACACCUGCAGCAGCAACAACAACAACAACAACAACAACAACAACAACAACAACAACAACAACAACAACAACAGAUGGGAAACCACGGGCAGUUCCAGCAGCCUCAAGGACUCCAGCAGCAGCAAGGCCAGCAAGGUUUCAUGCAGCCUGGCCAGGCACAGCCAGGGAUACCCCCCCCUUCCCAAGCCCAGCCUGGGGGUGGAGGCGUAGGGGGUGCCCAGCAGCAGCAGGGAGGACCACAGGGCGGGCCAGGACAGCUAGGCCAGCAGCAAGGCUACCCCAACUCUAUGUCACAAGUAGCUGCAGCACUCCAACAAAGGAUCCAGCAUCAGAUGCAGAUGCAGCAACAACAGCAGCAACAACAACAGCAACAACAACAGCAACAACAACAGCAACAGCAGCAGCAACACCAACAACAACAACAACAACAGCAACAGCAGCAGCAACACCAACAACAACAACAACAACAGCAGCAACAGCAGCAGCAGCAGCAGCAGCAACAACAACAGCAACAGCAGCAGCAAAAUCCAAUGGGAGGGCUACAAGGACAAGACGGAGGGCCCGGCGGAGGCCCUCCUGGGCUCCAGCCUGGACAAGGCGGACCAGGGCAGGGGCAGCAACCACAAGGGGGAGUUGGUGGAGGGGGGGGUGGGCCUCCACAUCCGCAGACGUCUCAAGGAAUGCUUCACCAGAACAUCCACCAGAGGCUCCUGCAGCAGCAGCAUCUGGGUGGGGGCUCUCCAGCCCAGCACAGCAGUCCUAUGAGUCCCCAGCAGCAGAUGGCGCAAUCCCCCCACCCCCAUCUCCAAGGACAAGGGGGGCUGGGUCCAGCAGGGUCGCUCAGCAGCCAGGUCCGGUCGCCUCAGCCCUCGCCACGGCCGCAGUCGCAACCUGCGCACUCCAGCCCGUCCCCGCGCAUGCAGCCCACCUCCCAACCUCAACCUUCACCCCAUCGCAUUUCCCCGCAGACCCAGACUGGUUCACCUCAUCCGGGGCACCUAAGCCAACAUCACCCCAGUAUGGCACCGCCCCAACCUCCGCAGCAGCAGCAGCAGCAGCAGCAGCAGCAGCCAGGUGGUCCUGUAGAUCCUGGUCAGUUCAGCUCGGACCAGAGCUCCAUCAUGUCCCAGCUGAGUGGUAUGACAGGGAUGCAUGGUGGACAGGGGGGGCAGUCGGACAUGUUGGGUGGGAAUAAUAAUAAUAAUAACAAUAAUAAUAAUAAUAAUAGCAGCAGCAACAACACCAACAAUAACAACCAGGAGCUGGGAACGAACAUUAACCACAACAGUUUAGACCUUAUGUAGCCUUGACUCCAUUCUGUCUUGAUGCUCUGAUCAGUCGCCCCAGAUGACAAGCUGCCAUGAAAGGAGAUCAAGGCGGGACUACGGUUUUGGGGUUUUAGAAGUUUUUAUUUUUUAUUUAAAUAUUUUUGUGAUGUAUAAAAUAAGAACUGAAGCUUCCUUCCUAUGGGAGAUGCAACAUAAAUCUUAGAAGUCAAUAAAUGAAUAAAUUAAAACAAUGGUAAGUUAUUGCUGUUAAUAUAUAUCUAUAUAUUUUUGCCAAUUGUGUACAAAAAGGUGGAAGGGCAGUGUUUCAGGUUGAAAAUAUUUCUUUCUUAGUCUAUGACAAUAUUUUUGGGGACUGAGAAUUUUGCCUUUUUACGAAUAUUUUUAAGAUUUUAAAUGUGGCUAAAAAUUAAAGUGAGUUGACACGAUGUACCUUUUUUAUUGUUUUGUUUUCCUACCCAGUCCUAAUUGUAUCUAUUUAGCAGAGAUUAAGUAUAUUUUAUUUCUGACAUUUCUUUUCCCUCGAUGAAUCGUAAUACAAGCAUCAACAUAUCUUCUGUCACAGGAGUCUUUUUUUUCUGGACAGUUUUUACAGUGAUGUACAUUUUACAGUGACUGCAACAAUUCACAUAUAUAGAAUUUGUUUUAUAUGAUAGGUGGGUGGGAGGCUGCGUUAAAUUUAAAGUUUGAUUUUGCCAUUUUCUUUGUUUGUUUUGACGGAGUGUAUAGGUUGGAAUUAAACCUCAACAGUGUUUAAGGUAGUGGGUGCCACUGACCGUGAGUUUGGUCAUAUUUUUCUGUAAACAAUGACCAGACCCGCAGAACAAAUCCUUGCACCCAUGGGCCACCUCUCCAUCUUCAGUUUUCCUAUGAAUGUGCACACCUUCCUUACCCUGACCCCCACCCCGCAGAAGAUGGAGGGAUGAACUGUUGACGUCCAGUCGUCCAGCUGACUGAAGCGUGUUGUGGCCGUUUCAAGCUGGCUGAGGUUGUGCGUGUACAUAUAUUACAACCUCGUUUGUGUUGUGAUGUCGUCUGUUUUUAAGGCUGCAGAGGUUUAACUAAAUCCUGCCUGUAUAUAAUUCCCCCCCUCACACACACACACACACACACACACACUUUCUCUGUCACCCUCAUGACUGCCCGUCAGCCACAAGAUGGAAUUCAUUGUCAGUACUGUACAAAGUAAGAAAUGGUGGACUUAGAUACUGUUUUUGUAAUGAAAGUGAAAGAUGUAAAAAAAGAAAAGCUGUACAUACUUUAAAACCUUAUGAGCAAAGCAAUGAUUUUCUGCUGCUUGUUUCCCCCUCUUGUUUCUUUGGAUAUUUGCUGUAUCUGUAAAAACUACAAACUACUGUACUGCUUGUAAAAGGUACCGUAUGGGGUGUAGGAGGUCACAAGCACCAAUGCGCCUUUUUCUGUGUAUUUUUGACAAGGUUUUAGGUAGGGAGGGGCUAUUGCAACAAGUCACACACCUGAUCUUAAAACUUAAGAGACGUGAAGCCGCACGAAGUGGAACUGAGACGGGUUGGUUAGAGGUGUGAUCUGAAAGAGUUUAAAUUUGGUCUUUUAGCUUUUUAUGGAGAGGACUGAAGACACAAUAUUCACAUGCUCACUAUUUUUCUCAAAAGGUUGGGCUUGCUGGGUAUGGGGGAAGGGGACGUAUCAGAACCAGGUGGCAAUAUAUCUUGAGACUUAUUUUAUAAGAA